This is a messenger RNA of Drosophila teissieri, 1789 nucleotides long. It is a transcript of the gene x16, whose product is annotated as probable splicing factor, arginine/serine-rich 6. Gene Ontology annotation, cellular component: nuclear speck. Bases 265 to 1047 code for a protein of 260 amino acids. Gene Ontology annotation, molecular function: zinc ion binding; RNA binding. The transcript has 2 exons. Gene Ontology annotation, biological process: mRNA splicing, via spliceosome. The record is from RefSeq and is a predicted model, not a curated record. Lineage: Eukaryota; Metazoa; Arthropoda; Insecta; Diptera; Drosophilidae.
AGUCCGUAGUUUCUUUUAACGGUCUGCCCACGGUCACUCUGUUUGCUACCCGGUAAAAUGAGUUUUGCGCUGCAUUAAAUAGAAAAUAAACACAACAAUUCGCGUCUGCCGACCGCGUUAAGUGACUAAAAGUGUUCGCCAGUGCGCGAUUGACCGUGCAAACUUCCCAGGAAGGCUGUGGCAAGUGACUCCAACCCAUCAUCGAUUUUUUUCUGCGCUGCUGCCACAUUAAUUUGGGCCCGGGGAAAAGCGAAAUAAACAGAAAUGUCGCGCCAUCCAAGCGAUAGAAAGGUGUACGUGGGUGAUCUGGGCAACAAUGCCCGCAAGAACGACCUGGAGUAUGUGUUUGGGGCGUACGGCAGUCUGCGCAGCGUCUGGAUAGCCCGCAAUCCGCCAGGCUUUGCCUUCGUGGAGUUCGAGAGUGCCCGUGAUGCGGCGGAUGCAGUGCGCGGAUUGGACGGACGGACGGUUUGCGGACGCCGAGCCCGGGUUGAAUUGUCCACUGGAAAGUAUGCCAGGUCCGGCGGAGGAAGUGGUGGUGGAGGAGGAGGCGGCGGCGGUGGUGGUGGUGGACUCAGUGGACGCGACCGUGGCGGCGGUGGUCGUGGAGACGAUAAGUGCUACGAGUGCGGCGGACGGGGACAUUUUGCUCGCCACUGCCGCGAAAGGAAGGCCAGGCAGAGACGCAGAAGCAACUCAUUCAGCAGAUCUCGCAGCACAUCGCGACGCAGGCGCACUCGCUCCAAGUCUGGCACUCGAUCCCGCAGUCGCUCCGCCGGCUCGGUGGGCCGUCGCUCCGGUCGCUCAAACGGACGGGAUGAGAACGGAUCGGCGUCGAGGUACAGCGACCACGAGCGCAACGGCAGUGGAGCGGUAGACUCUCCGCCGCCGCCAAAGCGGCGCUAUGACGAUGAGGACGAUGACCGGGUCAGGGGAUCGCCGCGGUCGCGUUCCCGAUCUCGAUCGGCGUCGCCAGCGGUGCGCCGUGGAUCACCGCCCAGGCGUCGUGGUGACUCGUCCGCCUCACGUUCCGUUUCAAGGGACUAGCGACACCGAACGGAUGCAGACGGAGCCCGACACGCGAUGAUGAGGGCCAGAGCUGCAACCCCCCCAUGAAUCCGGCGAGGUGGGCUCUCCACGCACUGGACUCUAACCCUCAUUCCCAAAAGAAACAACCUCACAUGUAACAAGACAGAUUCCCAAAUACUUUUUCAUGCAGUAUCCAUCUACGGUUUAGUUGUCCAAAACCAUAUUAGAUAAGGGUUUUAAUUUAUAGUGGAACUCGAGUUUGCAUAUUUUAGGUAUUCUUAUGUUCCAACACAAAAACAAAUACAAGCACACGCAGAACAAAGGAGAGCGCUUCGGAAAAUCAUUUGACGGAAGGAAAUUUAAGAUAUAGAAAUGGAUCGGCAGCCGCAGAUUAUCGAUCUAGUCAAGAUUGCUAUGUAAAUUGAUUUGCCUUGGAUUUUUUUUUGCUUACCCUGGAAUUAUACUCGAAUGUGCAGAGGACAAAGCAUCGCCACCAUUUUCAUGUCAAUUCUACACAAUUUUCAAUUUAUACAACACAACACACUUGAUUAUUUGACUCCAAUCUCUGUAUGAUGUGUUUCUAUAUUCGUAAUAAUUAAGUCUUGCAACAGUGCAUAAUAAUUAUUCAUACAUUGAUGUCAUAGUUAAGUAUUAAAAAAUACAUAUGUAUGGAUUCUUGAGCUGUGUGUUUGAAUUAUAUAGCAAAUGCGCCGAACACUAAAAUACAGAUAUUCAAUCAAUAAAUUAAAUGCCAAAAUAA